AGAAGCGGCUCCCGGGGACUGGGGGCAUUUUGUGUUGGCUGAAGCCGGAGUAACAAGAUGGCGGCGUCGGCGGAGUGACAGGGGUCCCUUCGGCCCGGAGCCGGCGGCACUGGUCGCAGCGGUAUCGCCAGCCUAACUUCAUCGCGCCCCUUCUCCAGCCCGCGACGUCAACGCGAAAGCGAGGCAGCGGCAGCCGCCCAGAAACAAGUGGCCCAGCCUCGUAACCGCGAGAACUGCCUCACAAUCGGCGGCCUGGCAAAAAGAAACCUGACUGAGCGGCGGUGAUCGGGUCCCCGUUGGCCGAUUCUGGGCCCUGUAACGCCGGGAAAGGCCUCCGUUUCCGCUUCCUGCCGCCCUCCUCCGCAGCCUUGCCCCGUGGACGAGCCUCCGAGGCCUCCGUCGUCCCCUCUGAGGUGUCGGGGCUUUGCCCCAGCCUCCAUCUUCGUUUCUCAGGAUGGCGAGCAGCAGCGGCUCCAAGGCCGAAUUCAUUGUCGGAGGGAAAUACAAACUGGUACGGAAGAUCGGGUCUGGCUCCUUCGGGGACAUUUAUCUGGCGAUCAACAUCACCAACGGCGAGGAAGUGGCAGUGAAGCUAGAGUCGCAGAAGGCCAGGCAUCCCCAGUUGCUGUACGAGAGCAAACUCUAUAAGAUUCUUCAAGGUGGGGUUGGCAUCCCCCACAUACGGUGGUAUGGGCAGGAAAAAGACUACAAUGUACUAGUCAUGGAUCUUCUGGGACCCAGCCUCGAAGACCUCUUCAAUUUCUGUUCAAGAAGGUUCACAAUGAAAACUGUACUUAUGUUGGCUGACCAGAUGAUCAGUAGAAUUGAAUAUGUGCAUACAAAGAAUUUUAUACACAGAGACAUUAAGCCAGAUAACUUCCUAAUGGGUAUUGGUCGUCACUGUAAUAAGUGUUUAGAAUCUCCAGUGGGGAAGAGGAAAAGAAGCAUGACUGUUAGUACUUCUCAGGACCCAUCUUUCUCAGGAUUAAACCAGUUAUUCCUUAUUGAUUUUGGUUUGGCCAAAAAGUACAGAGACAACAGAACAAGGCAACACAUACCAUACAGAGAAGAUAAAAACCUCACUGGCACUGCCCGAUAUGCUAGCAUCAAUGCACAUCUUGGUAUUGAACAGAGCCGCCGAGAUGACAUGGAGUCAUUAGGAUAUGUUUUGAUGUAUUUUAAUAGAACCAGCCUGCCGUGGCAAGGACUAAAGGCUGCAACAAAGAAACAAAAAUACGAGAAGAUUAGUGAAAAGAAGAUGUCCACUCCUGUUGAAGUUUUAUGUAAGGGGUUUCCUGCGGAGUUUGCCAUGUACUUAAACUAUUGUCGUGGGCUGCGCUUUGAGGAAGCCCCGGAUUACAUGUAUCUGAGGCAGCUAUUCCGCAUCCUUUUCAGGACCCUGAACCACCAAUAUGACUACACAUUUGAUUGGACAAUGUUAAAGCAGAAAGCAGCACAGCAGGCAGCAUCUUCCAGUGGGCAGGGUCAGCAGGCCCAAACCCCCACAGGCAAGCAAACUGACAAAACCAAGAGUAACAUGAAAGGUUUCUAAGCAUGAAUUGUGGAACAGAUGAAGCAGAGCAGAUGAUCGGAGCAGCAUUUGUUUCUCCCCAAAUCUAGAAAUUUUAGUUCAUAUGUACACUAGCCAGUGGUUGUGGACAACCAUUUACUUGGUGUAAAGAACUUAAUUUCAUUAUAAACUGGCUCUGGGCAGCACUGGUGAUGCUGUAUCCUGAGUUGUAGCCGCUGUAAUUGUGAAUAUUAACUGAGGUAGUGAAACAUGGUGUCCGGUUUUCUAUUGCAUUUUUUCAAGUGGAAAAGUUAACUAAAUGGUUGACACACAAAAAUUGGUGGAGAAAUUGUGCAUAUGCCAAUUUUUUGUUAAGAUCCUUUACUUUGAACUAUACUGCUUUGAAAUCUCAUUUCAGAAGAAUGGCAUGAACAGUCUUCAGCCACAGUUGUGAUGAUUGUAAAUUCUCACAAUUGUGCAUUCUUAGGGUUUUUCCACCCCUGGGGUUUGCAAGUUGUUCACUUAAAACAUUCUUAAAAUGGUUGGCUUCUUGUUUGCAAGCCAGCUGAUAUGGUAGCAACCAAAGAUUCCAGUGUUUGAGCAUACGAAAGACUCUGCCUGCUUACCUGUGCUAGAAAUAACAGCAUCUAAAGUGAAGACUUAAGAAAAACUUAGUGACUACUAGAUAAUCCUUAGGACUCUGCAUUAACUCUAUAAUGUUCUUGGUAUUAAAAAAAAAAAAAGCAUAUUUGUCACAGAAAUUUAGUUAACAUCUUACAACUGAACAUGUAUGUAUGUUGCUUAGAUAAAUGUAAUCACUGUAAACAUCUAUACAAUCUGGGAUUUUGUUUUUAUUUUGAAAUGGGAGCUUUUUUUUGUUUACAAGUUCAUUAAAAACUAAAAACUGUUUCUGUAAGGAAAUGAGAUUUUUUUUAAACAACAAAAAUGCCUUGCUGACUCACUAUGAAAUAAAAAAUCUCCCCAAUUUUUUGAUAGACUACUUCAAGCCAUUUGUUACAUGAUAUUCCUUGAAAAGUUAAUUUAGAUUUAAUGUAUGACUUUUCCUCAGAUUUUUUUUUUUUUUUUUUAAUUUUUAAAAUGUUUGGGUUUUUUCCUCCCCCUGAAGGGAAAAGGCAUUCUUUCCUUUUUUUUUCUUUUUUAAUGAUUUGCAGGCACAAUACCUGGUACUGCAACUGCCAGAACUUGGUACUGUAACUCCUGCUGCAGCUGACUAACAGCUGGACUGAUUUUGAAUAAGAAUGAAAGCAUUAAAGGGUUUGACUACAAGAUGUUUUUUCUUUAAAAUACUUGUGAAAUGGCUCUAAGCAGUUUUCUCUUACCCUUGGAGAGCUUCACAUUGUGUGAGGUCCAAGUGAGUGCAGACCCUCCUCGCCAGCCCGAGCCCCCCACCCGCUUCUCUCUGUUAUCAUCUGUGUGCGCUUCCCUCAGUCUUACUUGCGCGCUCUUUUCUCUGAAUCAAGAGAAAGGAAAAUGUAUUGAUGAUAAUUCUUUGAAUAGUGUAAUUUAUUCAUUUAUAGCACAUCAGGAUAAAUUAAAAGAACAUUUGUCUGAAAAUGCUGCCGGGAGCCUAUUGUGUAAAUGUAGGUAUUUUGUGAAAUCUGGAAACUGUAAAUUGACAUGUGUUUGGUCAGAUUGUGUCAGGCUUAAAUUUUUUUUUUUUUAAUUUUUUUUAAUUCAAAACUGUUUUAGCAAUAAUUAAUUCCAUGGUUACCACAUUCUGCCGUUAAGGGAAAUGUUAGUACGGACCUUAAUGCUGAAGAAAUCUUAAGUCUGAAUUUUGGGGGUAGGCAGCUUCUUUGUUUCUUUUCUAACCACCCUUGUCAGUUAAGGUGUUUGUUUCUUGACUAAUAAACCCUUUGAUACUUUUAGCCAGAAAUCAGUCUCAUAAAGCUAUUUUUGAGUAUAGUUUGUGUAAAAUAAAUUUGUUUAGCUUUGGUAACUUUUCCAAGCUGAACUCCCUCUAGCAAGAUAUUUUUCAGUGCUUUCAUUUACUAUGCACUUAGACUAUGCACUUUUUCUGAGAUAUUUUUGUAACACUUUUUUGUAUUUUUGCCAUUUGAAAAGGUUGUGGUGUAGUUGGUCUGUAAUUAAGUUGCAGAUUUAAAACUGCUGUUAGCUUUGUAAAUCAAAAUAUAGGUAUCUCUUUGUCCUGGUAUAUUGUCAUUCCAUCUGCAGCUGGAGCUGGAAUCCCAUUGAUCUUCUAGCUACCAUUCAUUUUCUUCACAGUUCACAAAAGAAGAAUGUGAAAUUCAGUGAAUGCUGUUACUAAUCCUGUCGGGAAAUGAAUCUCAUUUCACCAAAAUUAAGUUAUGUUUUUCCACUAAAAUGAUGAUACAAGUUGAAGACACAUCAUUCUGAAAUUGGAAGACCUCACCACUUAAGGCUCCACAGUGGCUUACUCAGCUGAACUCUAGGUUACUACUCUUUACUUUGUUCACCCAAUGGGGGGUGCAGUUUUUUUAAAUGUUGGGAGAUGGCCAUUCUAACUACUGUUGAAUGUCUCUGUUUUGGGAAGGUAUAACAAGAAAAUAAAAAAGAAUAUAUAUGAAGGGAGAGACUGGUUAUCUCCUCCCAUAUGGUUGUGCUUAUGCUCGUAUAGCCUAUAAAUGGAUAUUUGGA
Molecule: messenger RNA, 4150 nt
Organism: Lepus europaeus (European hare)
Lineage: Eukaryota; Metazoa; Chordata; Mammalia; Lagomorpha; Leporidae
Gene: CSNK1A1
Product: casein kinase 1 alpha 1
Exons: 11
Coding region: 455-1552 (365 amino acids)
Biological process (GO): peptidyl-serine phosphorylation; signal transduction; negative regulation of canonical Wnt signaling pathway
Cellular component (GO): nucleus; cytoplasm
Molecular function (GO): ATP binding; protein serine/threonine kinase activity
Source: RefSeq, a predicted model, not a curated record